CAAUCCGCCGCUACUAGCAUAGUUUCGACGAAGUCUGGACAGCAUGCAGUCUUGUUUACAACGAUGGUGAGCUUGGAAGGAAAGUGUUCUUUUUUUCCUUGGAAUAGACGACAGCACAUUUAGAGCCACUCAAGCCUAAUGUCGAUGUACCAUCGAGAUGAUGUGCCUCUAGAAGGAGAAUCGGAGCCGUUUGAGACGCACUUUACGAAAACUUCCACAGAGAUCUGGACACCAAAGACCUUGCCACCAACAACAAGUACUUAUCAACCAAGCAAUCUUCUGUCAAAGGACGGCAUUCACGAUCAAACCCACCAGCUGAAGAUAAUCGAAGGGAAGACGAAGGAUAAAUCUCCCCUUCCUGACCUCGACGGGCCUUACGAUGGUAUCUACACUGCCCUUGGUACUGCUGAGCAACCUCAUCAACUCGAGUGCAGAUACUGUGGUCUGUCAUUGUCCAUUGUGAAGAAGUCCGUUCCUGACGGACAGCUAGACACAGCGUAUGCAACUCUGACGCAAGGUACAAAAGUAUAUAUCUGCGAAAGAGAUUGCCAGGGCAAGGAUUGCGAAUCAUGCGUCAGGCGUAAUAUAGGGGAGAGCCCCCCAAUCGUAAUUUGUCCGUGUUGCGAUCGUCCCGGGAAAGUAAACGCAAAAUCGAAGGGUCACGGUACCAAGCGAGAUACCAGCCGGGCUUGCAACAACGGUACGCGCAAAAGAGGCGGCGAACCAGGUCCUUUUCAAAAGGUCCGUACAUGCUCGAAGUGCGGAACGUCCUUCUCAACGCAAGACCACCUGAAUGGACAUUUGGAAAUAUGUGCACGAAGAGGUUGAAGGCAUGACCACAUCUGAUGCAGCAUUCUUAUAGAGCCUAAGGCCUAUAGGUAACGGGGUUGCGAGGGUAACAGUCGUGUUUUCAAUGUGCCACACUGGAGUGUAUAGCCUCAACGGGAAGUAG
Exophiala viscosa is the source of this 952-nucleotide messenger RNA. RefSeq lists its product as uncharacterized. NCBI's taxonomy places the organism in Eukaryota, Fungi, Ascomycota, Eurotiomycetes, Chaetothyriales, Herpotrichiellaceae. The record is from RefSeq and is a predicted model, not a curated record. Bases 139 to 828 code for a protein of 229 amino acids. The transcript has a single exon.